This is a messenger RNA of Triplophysa dalaica, 4688 nucleotides long. It is a transcript of the gene arhgap20b, whose product is annotated as Rho GTPase activating protein 20b. The record is from RefSeq and is a predicted model, not a curated record. The transcript is spliced from 15 exons. Gene Ontology annotation, biological process: signal transduction; regulation of Rho protein signal transduction. Gene Ontology annotation, molecular function: GTPase activator activity. Bases 420 to 3908 code for a protein of 1162 amino acids. Lineage: Eukaryota; Metazoa; Chordata; Actinopteri; Cypriniformes; Nemacheilidae.
GCUAAAGUUCCUCAUCACAACAUGAACAUCUGGGUUGAGAAAGUCAAACCAUUUUGAAAACGUCAAAACUACUAUGUUCAGAAUCAACACUGAGUGAUUUCCGCCUCCAUUCCGCACUACUGCCUUGUAGGAAUUGAUGCUGUCUUUUUUCUUUCUGUGAAAUAAGAAGACUUACAGCAGCUUUGCUGAGGAUAAAUGACUGAGAGAUAUGGAUUAAAAUGAGUCCGCAGCUGAUGAUUUCAAAUCCAAUUGACCUUCAAUCUACCAGCGAGGGACUGGUGACCAGGCCUUCAGACAGAAAGGCUUGUUAAAGUCACAAAUUUCCCUCAUAAAAUGAACAUAGCUGUGUCCCAUCAAACUGUAAAGUGUGAACCCUAGUCAUCGUAACCCCAGGCAACACAGCAGAGAUUUUCCAGAACAUGAAGUCUACAGUUCCAAGAAGAAAAUCUGGGUCUGGAGUUAUUAAAGCUUUCAAAAUCAGACAAAGCGAUAGGUAUGAAGCGUGUCAUGUAUCCCAGAAUGCCAUGCUGUUGAUGGAAGCCCAUGCUCAUUUUACCAAUGGCUUGCAAUCAAAAGAGAGAAUUUUGCUACUUUUUACAGAUUCUCUUAUCAUCGCCAAAACGAAGUCUUUAUAUCUAAAACUGAAGGCUUGUGUUAGCCUCUCGGACAUAUGGCUGGCAUCCUGUAUUCAUAACAUCACAGACAGGAAGGUCACCUCCAAGCACUCGUUUGUGAUUGGCUGGCCAACCACUAAUUACGUAGCCACAUUUAGUUCUUCAGAAACAAAGGAGAGAUGGUUGCAAGCUCUUCAGUGGCACACCUGCAGAGCCAGGCAGAGAGUCUUGCCGAGCGCUAUUCUUCUCUACGUCCUGCUGAUCCGCCACCCAGAUGAGGACAGUCCAGCGGUACUCAAGCUUCUUUGGCUUAAUGUGAACCCGGGCCCCUCCCGGCCCUCUGGGAACCUAAACUAUGCCCCUGUUUAUGUGUGGAGCUUAUUCGUGUUCUUGGUUUUCUUGUUGUUUGUUUGCAUGUUAUCGGCUGUCAAGACCAUCGCUGUGGCAGUGGAUGUGAGCACCACAGCAGAAAAUGUAGUUCAUUACAUUAAGCAAGAGUGCAAACUGCUGCGGGAAGCCUCGGACUACCAGCUGUGUGUAAACUAUGACAAAGAAGAAGAGACAUACACCCUUCUAGGCCAUGAGCUUCCAUUCUUCAUCCUCCGUCAUUCAUUGCAGAGUCAGCAAAAGCAUCGACGCAUGCCCGGCGAGCACCUGCGGGAAGCUUUCAGUGCUGCCCAGAAGACAGAGGCGGCGAUCAAGACGCCUCACUUCACCCUAAAAACUAGAACACACACACCAGGUCUUUUUAAACACAAAAGAAGGAGGUCUCUUAUUGAUUGGGCCCUGAGGAGGGGGCAACUCAACCAAUCAGAUGUCGAGUCGCACAACGCCCCUCAAAAGCUAUUCGGCCAAACUCUUUCCUCUAUCUGUCCUGAUGGAAACCUGCCCAAGCCAAUAACGGACCUGCUGUAUCUUUUGUUCUGUGAGGGUCCUGAGACCUGUGGAAUCUUCCGCCGCUCUGCGAAUGCCAAAAGCUGUAGGAUUCUAAAGGAGCGAAUGAAUUCUGGGGAAAGCAUUUCCCCACAUGAAGAGUCUGUGUUUGUCUCUGCAUCUCUUAUAACAGAGUUUUUGCGUGAACUACCUGGUGGUGUGUUACGUUGUGACCUGUAUGAAGAGUGGAUUGAAGUUCUGCAGAUCGAGGAAGAGCAGCAUAAGCUUUAUCAAAUCAGAAGUUUGUUUGCGCAGCUUCCGGAGGAGAAUUUCACCUUGCUGUGUCACUUGUUUGGAGUGCUGCACAGGAUACACAGCCACUCACAUGUAAAUCUGAUGACAGCAUCCAAUUUAGCCCUCUGCAUCGCACCCAACAUGCUCUGGAGGUCAUCCCAGGUCAGCCCCGAGCUGGAAGGAAAGAGCACAUUGCAGGUUGCAGAGCUCAUCCAGUUCCUGAUAGAAAACACUCCAGCCGUAUUUGGAGAUGAUCUGGAGAGUCUGUUCAACAGCCGGAUAAUUUCAGAGCAGGAAACACGUGACUCAGCAGAUGGUCCAUAUCUUCAACACUCCUCUUCAGAAGACACAGAUCAAGACUUCAUCGUAUCUUCUCCUCUCUCUCCCGAAGUCCACCCACUUUUCCUCCCUCCGGCCGGACUUCCUUUUAAAGAGAAGAGAAGAAUUCGCCCCUUUCAUGUUGAUGCGCAAGCAUCACAAGGAACGUACAGCUGUGGAACACUGGAUUCAAUAUCAUCACAAUCUAGUGCUUCUGUGUACACGCUGGGGGUCGGUAAACUUACCCAAACGCGUGAUCGAUGCCUCUCUGAGCCUGUGAUAUAUUUUGCAACACCCCAAUCGCAAAUGUUGGUGCACUCUCCUGUUAUCCGACAAUCUAGCUAUGAUGCAGCUGUGAUAGACAACCGAAUUGAACAGUCUCAGAGCUCCGUGGGGUUGAGCCCCGAACAACAGGUUCACAAUUCGGCUACGGGCCCAAGGCGACGCCGUUACACUUUCUGGAAGUCGCCACAAAUCCCCAGCCGCUUCAAGCAUCCCGCGCAGAAAUUGGCAAGCAUGUCAAGCCUGUCGUCUGCUACCACUUCCUCUCUCAGCUCGUUGGAUAGCACGCUGUCUCUGAGCUCCGCCGAUUUGAUCCCAAUCCCACAAGAUACACAGAGUCGACCUUUUCUGUUUGGCGCCGCUGCGAGAAUGCGGCCUCUCACGCCAGAGAUGUCUAGGAAACGUUGGACAAGCGUUUUUACUUACGAUGAGGAGGAGAAGGUGGACAUGUUGGAUCAAGAUUUAGAAAUGGAUAAGAAAGAAAGGAAGUUUGAGGAAUCUCCUCAUGCUGCGAGAGUCGAGAGCGAGGAUUCGAUGAAGUCUAUUAUAGCGGAGGUUAAAGCUAUGCAACGAGAAGGUGCUUCAGAUUGUCAGUGUCUUGCUGAGUAUGGAGGGCUUGACACAAAUGCUUUAAAGUCCUCCGACGCAUACAAGACUGAACAUGACGUGGAUUCUCAAGCAGUCUCGCGGGAGCCCUGCUGCACACAGACACUCCCAAUGGCAAAGCAGAUCGACAAUGAGAUGCAGGAAUCCGAGUUAAAACAAACAGCUUUGGGUGCACCGCAAAUCAUUAUCAAAAAAGACAACUCUGAAAGUCAGUUGAGGUGUUUAAAUGUACGCUCGGUAAUACAUGCCUCUGGUGGGCAAAAAGUUAGCAGAAUGAAAAUCACUUUCUUUCCUUCUGCUAGAAAAGUGAUGCUCAAACAUUCGAAGGUCAGAGAUCAGACUUCGAAAAGUGUCACUAUGGAAACUGAGCAGAAUGAGAAGCCAGGGUUCACCGAACAAAAUGAGGCCAAAGGGGGGGAAUCGCUGGAAGUGACCAUUCCCCAAACACUGUUAUAUGGUCAUGACGUUCCUUUAGUGCUUUGUUCUGAAACGCCACAACAAACAUCAAUCCAGGUGAACGCACUCAGUCCUUCUUUUGAAGAUGUGGGCGUGAAGGAUGCUGGAGUCGAUGUUAGCAUGAUCAGCGGUAAUAGUAGUCUUGGCAAUGGAGUAUGCGGUUACCCAGACAAGAAUACUGUCCGGAACGUUGAAUAUGUUACUCGUGACAAAGUUAUUAGCUGCGGGAAUGCCACUGAUGCCCCGCACAAACCUGGUAGCAUUAUUGAAAAUGCCCAACCCGCUGUUAGCAUUAGCAGUGGUGCUGGCAUAAGUCGCAGUAUUAGCAUCUUUCAUGGAAAUUCUAAUCAGGGCACCUCGUCUCCGAAACCAGCUAGCAAAUUUGCAGGAACUUUCCGCCACACAAUUUGCAUCAAGCUUCCGGUAAAUGUUCGCAACAGAGGAGCUGUGCAAAACAAUCUAUAAUCAAGAGAAUCAUUAUAGGUGUGAUGUAAAUGGGUCUUGAAAGAGUGGUACAGCUGUGAGAAUGAAAAGUGUGGUGUGUAAGGGGGAGGGGUGUUGGCGAGCUCCAUGCUGGUAAUGAUGCAAUGAUGUUAACUGAACUGGUAAAGAGAGCGGAAGGAAAAAUGAGUGAAGCAAUACACAGAAAGAUUAAGAAUUAAAAUAAACAGGAAGCAAAAAAGAUGGAUGAGAAUCUAAACCUUAGUUCUAGAACAAUACAGUUAACUUUCUCUACUGACUGUGAUCUCAUUUUCUCACUCUGGUAUUUUUCUCAAUGAGGUACAGUUUUCUGAGCAAGUCAAUGUUAAUCGCACAACAAAACUAUCCAACAUGUUAAGUUUGGAGCGUUGUAUCAAAAAAAUUAUAUCGUUAUUGAUGAAGGUGUCUCAUCGAUAUUGUAAUCGUUUUAUUGCCCAGCCCUAAUUUUGCCUAAAUUAUUAAAUCAAAUUUUAUUUUAUUAUUCUGCCAGCCUAUAGGAGUGUGUAUAACCCGUUCUGUUGUCUAACGUCAGCCAAUUGUAAUUUAAUGUUUUUCCUGACACUAAGCUUUUGUUAUUGACCACUUUUAUAUUCUGUUUUGUGAUGUGACAAAAGAAAGUUGUCAGUUUUGAUCUGUUUUGGUUAUGAUUUCUGUGUUCCUUUGCCUGAGUUCAUCAUUAGUUAUUUAGUCUUUCACUUGUUUCUGUUCUCCCUUAUUAUGCUUGUUUUAUUUUGUCUGUUGAUUUAUUAAAAGAUAUUGGAUAGA